AUUCGAUCAACUUUCCCUUAUUAUUGUUUGUGACCGUUUCGACUUUGUCCAUGACUUGGUUCUUUAUAUUUACCGGAACAAUCUUCAAAAGUAUAUUGAAAUUUACGUGCAAAAGGUGAAUCCUUCUCGACUACCUGUUGUGAUUGGUGGUCUAUUAGACGUUGAUUGUUCCGAAGAUGUUAUUAAACAAUUAAUUAUGGUUGUUAAAGGACAAUUUUCAACCGAUGAGUUGGUGGAAGAAGUUGAGAAACGGAAUCGUCUCAAGUUGAAGCCUGGAGAGAGGGUCACUUUAAAGAAAUGAUUACAAAAGUAGCCAAUAUCGAGCUUUAUUACAAAGCUAUCCAAUUUUACCUUGAUUACAAGCCAAUGUUAUUGAACGAUUUAUUACUCAUUUUGGCUCCACGAAUGGAUCACACUCGAGCAGUUAACUUUUUCACUAAAGUUAAUCAGUUAUCUCUGGUUAAAGCCUACCUACGAUCGGUUCAAAGUUUAAACAACAAAGCAAUUAAUGAAGCUUUGAAUGGUUUGCUUAUCGAAGAAGAAGAUUAUCAAGGGUUACGAACAUCAAUUGACGCUUUUGACAAUUUCGAUAACAUUUCUCUGGCCCAAAGAUUGGAGAAACACGAACUCAUUGAAUUCCGGCGGAUUGCAGCUUACCUUUACAAGGGUAACAACAGAUGGAAACAAUCAGUCGAACUGUGCAAAAAAGAUGGUCUCUACAAAGAUUCGAUGGAAUAUGCGGCCGAAUCGAAAAGUCCCGAAGUGGCGGAAGAUCUUCUUUGGUUCUUGGAGCGAAAAAAUUAUCACUGUUUUGCCGCUUGUCUCUUCCAGUGUUACGAUCUCCUUCAUCCCGACGUUGUCAUGGAAUUGGCUUGGAGACAUGAUAUCAUGAAAUACGCUAUGCCUUAUUUCAUCAAUGUGAUGCGUGAAUACAUCACGAAAGUUGAUGAAUUGAGAGAAACAGUCGAUACCAAACUUGAGGAAACUGCGGCUCAAGAAUCGAGCUCACUAGUUUACGCAACCGAACCACAAUUAAUGUUAACUGCACCACCAGGCAUGAUUGGAUCUUCCCCCGGUGUUGUACCUGGCGGAAUAUCUGGUGUAGUACCCGGAGUCCCACCGGGAGUUUAUCCAGGAGGAUCAGUUGGAGGAGCUUAUCCUUACCAAGGAUAUGGAAUUUAAUUUAUACUUUAGCUAACAUAUAGCAAAUUCAAUUAUAUCACCACCACCCAACCACCCAACCACCCAACCACCUACAACACUCAAGCAACCAACCAAUAAACCACCUUCUUAAUUACUUC
This is a messenger RNA of Panonychus citri (citrus red mite), 1301 nucleotides long. RefSeq names its product clathrin heavy chain-like. Gene Ontology annotation, biological process: vesicle-mediated transport; intracellular protein transport. The transcript is spliced from 2 exons. The coding region runs from base 298 to 1182 and encodes 294 amino acids. Gene Ontology annotation, molecular function: protein binding. Lineage: Eukaryota; Metazoa; Arthropoda; Arachnida; Trombidiformes; Tetranychidae. The record is from RefSeq and is a predicted model, not a curated record.